AUGGGUGAAUUGGAAGCCAGGAAGCUCAAGUAUGCAACGACUGGGACUGAAGCAAUUCUCAUUGGCAUCCUUAUAGAGGGAACCAGUCUGGCUGCAAAAAAUUUACGGGCAAAUGGAAUUACACUUUUCAAGGUGUGUGAAGAAACGAUCAAGUUACUUGGGAAAGCUGACAUGUGGUUCUUCAGUCCUGAGCAUCCCAUCCCACAUUGA
Prunus armeniaca (apricot) is the source of this 210-nucleotide messenger RNA. Lineage: Eukaryota; Viridiplantae; Streptophyta; Magnoliopsida; Rosales; Rosaceae. The record is from the annotation of a GenBank genome assembly.